Molecule: messenger RNA, 2762 nt
Organism: Columba livia (rock pigeon)
Lineage: Eukaryota; Metazoa; Chordata; Aves; Columbiformes; Columbidae
Gene: AQP1
Product: aquaporin 1 (Colton blood group)
Exons: 4
Coding region: 250-1065 (271 amino acids)
Biological process (GO): hyperosmotic response; carbon dioxide transmembrane transport; renal water transport
Cellular component (GO): membrane
Molecular function (GO): water channel activity; ammonium channel activity; glycerol transmembrane transporter activity
Source: RefSeq, a predicted model, not a curated record
AAAAAAAGGAAGAAAAAACUUUGGCAGGCAUACAGUGCCUUACAUCAAUCUAGCAGUCAGCAUCUAUGUAGACGUUCUUUCCUCCUUUUGUGCAACACCCCUUCCCUCCUACAGACCACCCAAAACCCUAUAAAUAAUCCAGGGACUGUAUUUUUUCUCUAGAUUUCUGUACAGACCUCAAAGGAAAAAUAUCAGGCAAGAGAAGGGAGAGAGGGAGAAGGGAAAGUGAGGAGGGGAGAGAGAGGAAAGAUGGCUAGUGAAUUCAAAAAGAAAAUCUUCUGGAGGGCAGUGGUGGCUGAGUUCCUUGCCAUGAGCCUUUUUAUUUUUAUCAGCAUUGGCUCGGCUCUGGGUUUUAGCUUCCCAGUGGUGGGCAACAAAACAUCCACAAGGUCUCAGGACAACGUGAAGGUUUCGCUGGCUUUUGGGUUAUCCAUCGCUACCAUGGCACAGAGCGUGGGCCACAUCAGCGGUGCACACCUGAACCCGGCUGUCACCCUGGGCCUCCUGCUGAGCUGCCAGAUCAGCAUCUUCAAGGCGCUCAUGUACAUCAUUGCCCAGUGCCUGGGGGCAGUGGUGGCCACAGCUAUUCUGUCAGGAGUCACCUCUUCUCUCCCAAACAACCUCCUGGGGCUCAACUCUCUUUCAGAGGGAAUCAAUGCUGGCCAAGGACUAGGUAUCGAAAUCAUUGCUACCUUCCAGCUGGUGCUGUGUGUCCUCGCCACCACAGACCGGAGAAGGAAUGAUGUCUCGGGAUCAGCACCCUUGGCCAUCGGUCUCUCUGUUGCCUUGGGACAUCUUCUUGCUAUUGACUACACCGGUUGUGGAAUUAACCCAGCCAGAUCUUUUGGCUCAGCACUGAUUGCCAACAACUUUGAAAAUCACUGGAUCUUCUGGGUUGGCCCAAUCAUUGGAGGAGCCAGCGCUGCCCUGAUUUACGACUUCAUCCUGGCACCCAGAAGCAGCGACCUGACCGACCGCAUGAAGGUGUGGACCAGUGGCCAAGUAGAAGAGUAUGAUCUGGAAGGAGAUGAUAUGAACUCUCGGGUUGAAAUGAAGCCAAAAUAAAGAAGCACAAGGAAAAAAAGAAAUAAUACUUUGGUUUCUGAAGAUUUUAUCAGUGUUAUAGACUUUUUGUAAACCAGCAAGCAGUACUUUGUUUUUUUAAUUCAACAUGGUUUUCCAUUUUUUACCCCCAAUCUUAAUAACAUUUUUAUACCUGGGGUUUUUCAAUUACAAAGUCUUCAGGCCAAGAAAUCAUUAGACACUUUCAUGUGAGCUAAAUAAAUUGGGCUGAAAGUUAACCCAUCCCUCACCACCACCAAAUUUUCUGGUGUAUCUAGCAUGGGUGCUUCUUCCAGCACAUCACUCAGUAAUGAUAAGUAGUUUAAAUGAUUGGUGUCCUGAAAGAAUUGAUGCCAAGGACAGAGAACCAUCUGUACCAAUAACAAGGGCCUUAUGCUGGAAAAAAUAUUUGUACAAAUAUGCAAGCCUGGUAUCUAAUGUCAACAAUGCAUGUGAAAAACUAAAUCAAAUCAUUGCACAAAACCAUUAUUUGGAAGAAAAGGCCACUAAAAAUUACUUGUGACAUAGAAUUAUCCAUAAUUUUCUAAACGGGUGAUAAUGUCUGAGAAAGAGGGCCAGAAACGUUAAGCGGGGCAAGAAUUUCCAGAGUCCCAGGAUCCAUUUAGAUCUUCUGGAGUUUCAUUCUCCCUGAACUUGCACAAAGUUCGUUGUGAGCAGAGAGAAUAUAUGAAAAAAAGACCAACAAAAAAACUCCUUUAUAUACAUAUAAAUUCCUGGGAAGAACUAGAAACCAAAUUAGAGAGUAGUAACCAUGGCAACAAGAACAACAUAGUUCCAAUAUGUAAACAGGAACUGAUUGUUCCUGUGACUACUCUGCUUUUGUUCAUCUUACAUAAUUGAAUCAUAUGUUUUCAAACAAAUCAGGAAAAGAAAAAAAAAAGGCCUCUUUCUUCCUGACCCCAUUCUAAUAGUCCAUGCUGUGAUAUUCAGGGACGAUGAACAGAUAUAUCCACAAUAUAUUUUCUAAUGAGGGACAAAUACAUACCUGUGUGUAAGUCCAUUUGGGGGGUUGUUGCUUUGUUAUAUAUAUAUAUAUAUAUGUUUAUAUAUAUGUUUUAUACAGAAAGCGUAGUAUACUGUUUUGUAAGAAAAUAAGAGCAUAAGACAAGUGGAAAGAAUUGCAGCAGUGCUUAGCAAAAUAAACGACACUGGAAAAGUAAAGAAAAUUAACACUCUAAAUGAUGUGGAAGACUAUUUUCUAUUUUCGUUUUUUUGUGUGUGCUACUUAUGAUUUCCUGAGUAACCCAAAGCAUUAGCUGGUCUUACCUACUAACUAUAAAAUAUAGUUAAAGCAGAUACAUGCUGAUAUACUUGUUCUGCACUAAAUAUUUUUACAUAAAAAAUGAGGCCCAGGGGAACCUAAAUAGAAAACUGCACAUUUUAUGGUUCAGACAAACACCCCAGAAAUAAUGUGACAGAUGUCUCCUGUUAGAGAUACAGUGUGGACAUGGGAAUUGAGAGAGGGUUGACAUGGGAAUCCAUAUAGGUUGAGUCAUUCCAUCAAAUCAAGCAAAUGCAAAAUGAAAAUAAAAAUAAAAUCACCAGCAAAUUAAAACAAAAUAGAUUUUAUCUUUCUUGUCCACAUUUGGUGUGUUAUCCCGUGUAUUGUCUAUGUACAUACAGCAUGAUUGGAUUUUGGGGUGGUUUAAAAAUAAACAAAAUCAGUUGUGCUAACACAA